Molecule: messenger RNA, 2413 nt
Organism: Felis catus (domestic cat)
Lineage: Eukaryota; Metazoa; Chordata; Mammalia; Carnivora; Felidae
Gene: PTP4A1
Product: protein tyrosine phosphatase 4A1
Exons: 6
Coding region: 581-1102 (173 amino acids)
Biological process (GO): protein dephosphorylation
Cellular component (GO): nucleus
Molecular function (GO): protein tyrosine phosphatase activity; protein tyrosine/serine/threonine phosphatase activity
Source: RefSeq, a predicted model, not a curated record
CGCCGCCUGCAAAGCCGCCGCCGCCCCGCGAAGACCACCGCUACCCCCUGCCCUGCAGCCGCCGCCACCGCCUGUGUCGCCGCCGCCUCGGGACCGGCUGUAUGAUUAGGCCACAAUCUUCAAUGAGUAAACAUAUUCCUCAGUUCUGUGGUGUUCUUGGUCACACAUUUAUGGAGUUUCUGAAGGGCAGUGGAGAUUACUGCCAGGCACAGCACGACCUCUAUGCAGACAAGUGAACUGUAGAAAUUCAUUACUACUCCACCAAGAAGCCCCCAUAAGAGUGGUUAACCUGGACACAGAGUGUUGAAUUGAAAUCCACAGAGCAUUUUACAAGAGUUCUGACCUGGAUGGGGUAAACCUCAGUGCACUUCCUUUCUAUUGCCUCAGUAUUACUGGAUUGAAGAAUUGCUGCUUCUUGUUAGGAGGUUCAUUUCAUUUCCCAUUACUCCCAACUUCAUACUCAAAGCACUGAGAAUUUCAAGUGGAGUAUAUCGAAGUAGACUCAGUUUCUUUGCAUCAUUUCUGUUUCAAUUUUUAAAAUUCUUUCAUAACCUUAUUGAGUGUUUUUAACAAAAUUAACAUGGCUCGAAUGAACCGCCCAGCUCCUGUGGAAGUCACAUACAAGAACAUGAGAUUUCUCAUUACACACAAUCCAACCAAUGCGACCUUAAACAAAUUUAUAGAGGAACUUAAGAAGUAUGGUGUUACCACAAUAGUAAGAGUAUGUGAAGCAACUUAUGACACUACUCUUGUAGAGAAAGAAGGCAUCCAUGUUCUCGAUUGGCCUUUUGAUGAUGGUGCGCCACCAUCCAACCAGAUUGUUGAUGACUGGUUAAGUCUUGUAAAAAUUAAGUUUCGUGAAGAACCUGGUUGUUGUAUUGCUGUUCAUUGUGUUGCAGGUCUUGGGAGAGCUCCAGUGCUUGUUGCCCUAGCAUUAAUUGAAGGUGGAAUGAAAUACGAAGAUGCAGUACAGUUCAUAAGACAAAAGCGGCGUGGAGCUUUUAACAGCAAGCAACUUUUGUAUUUGGAGAAAUAUCGUCCUAAAAUGCGGCUGCGCUUCAAAGACUCCAAUGGUCAUAGAAACAACUGUUGCAUUCAAUAAAACUGGGGUGCCUGAUGUCAUUGCCUUGGAAGUGGAACUUGAAACAGGACCUAAUUUGUCAUACAUAGUAGCCAACAUGUUGGCUUAGUGAAUAAGUCUAAUGAAGCUUCCAUAGGAGUAUUGGAAAGCAGUUUUAUCAGGCCACAAGUUUGAUGGAAUUGCAACCUCUAUGCUUGGGUUACGAUCAACCUGUUUUGGACACUUAGCAAAAGAUUCUUGCUGUUCAACAUUUAAAAUGUGCUUAUCACUUGUACCAAUUGACCUUUCCUGAAAUCAUGCAGUAUUGAGUUAUGUCUUUAAAUCUAUUCCCAUGCCAGAAUCUUAUCAAUAUAUAUGAAAUUUAGAAAGAUUAGGUGCCAAAAUACCCAGCACAAUACUUGUAUAUUUUUAGUGUUAUACAGAACUAAAAUCCCAGGAACUAUGAACACUCUGGACCUUAUGUGGUUUAUUCCUUCAGUCAUUUCAAACAUAGAAAUUAGGGCCUAUAUGGUUAUUUGCCUGCUUACUUUAUGUUUACAUCUCCCACAUUUGUACCAGUAUACAUCAGGUUUGCUCAACCUUUUUUUUUUUUUUUUUGGAUUUUUACCAAGUCUUAACAAUGAUUGUUUCAUGUCUUUCUACAAAUUUUAUUUUGUGCUGUUAAGGAAAACCUCCAUUUUGAAAAUCUACAUUGUACAGAAGCACAUGUCUUUAAUGUCUCCAGACAAAAAAAGCCUUACAGUUAAUUUUAAUGUUUGCACUUUGGGGUGCAACUUACAGGGAGGGCCUGAAAAAAAGAAUGGGAGGGGGCUAUUAAGUAUUUUUAGUAAAAUGUUGCCUUUGUCUUGUGCAGAACAUGUAGAAUACGCUCUUUAAUUUAGUAAAUAUUUUUUUAAAAGGUAGAGAUGCUUUGUUAUUGUAGCUAAAACAAUUCUUAAUCAUAAAAUUUCUGAAAUUCUUGUAUUUUUUUUCUUAUCUGAAGUUGUUUACCAACUUAUUUUUGUUUGAAGUGUGAUUUUUUUUUCCUUCUCUUCCCAACCUCUCUUGCAAAAAAAAAAAAAAAAAAAAGUGGGUUUCUGCUAAUGAAUUGAGCAGACAUCUAAUAUUUUAUAUGCCUUUUGAGCUGUGUAACUUAAUAUUUGGAUACUUGAUAAUUUGUUUUAUUAUGUAAUUGAUAAAAUGGUGAUGUGUAUUAAUGUUAGUUCAACCAUAUAUUUAUACUGUCUGGGAAUGUGUGGUUAUAGUUCUGUGGGAGAAAUAAUUUGUCAGUGUUCACCAGCUUGUAAAAAUCUAGUGCGAGAGCUUAAACAUCUAAAUAAAUAAUGAAAUGCA